GUUGCCACACUUUGAAUCACCUGGUGCUGCCAGACUAUUUUCCGGCCACGUGCGGCUUUUGUUAAACUAAUAACAAAUAGUUAACAACAAAUAGCUGUCAAGAUGCAGGACAACACGCCGCCGCACCGCCCAGAUAUCGAGUACAGCGACGACGAGGUUCUGGAGGAGAUCGAACUGGAGGACGGAGGGGAGGAUGAAGAGUUCGACGAGGUGACACUGGAGCAGCUGGAGGAGCGCCUGGGUGGACUGGGCGAUGACGACGACGAAGAUGACGAGGAGGAGCGACGUGACAUGGAGCGCAUAGCGCGCCUGACCGACCAGGCGGAGGUCACCUUCCGACAGCACAAGGCCCCGGUCUUUGCCUGCAGCCUGCAUCCGACGUACAACUGGGCGGUGACCGGCAGCGAGGACGAUCGUGCCUAUGUCUGGGACACCACCACGGCGGAGGUGCUGCACGAGAUCACAGAGCACAAGGACACCGUCACGGAAACUCACUUCAGCCACGACGGCGCCUACUUGGUUACCGGCGACAUGGCCGGCGAGUUGUUCGCCUUCAAGGUCAGCGAGCAGGGUGAAGAGCGGCCAAUUCUGACCAAAGUCUGGGAGUACUCCAUGAGCGACAUGUCCUGGCUUUUCUGGCACCGGGCUGCGCACAUCCUUCUGGCCGGCAGCGACAGCGGCGACAUCUACGUGUGGCGCAUUCCCGGUGGCGACUGCAAGAUUCUGCCGGGUCAAUCGUCGCGCUGCGAGUCCGGGGAGCUGAGUGGCGACGGCAAGAAGCUGUUCACCGCCUACCUGAACGGGCAUGUGAAGCUAUGGGACCUGAAGACCUGCCAGGUGCUGAUGGAGGUCAACGAGCAGCAUCCCCUUGGUUUUGGUGAGAUUACGCACGCUGUGGUGGCCUGCGAAAGGGAGUCGCCGUUCUACAUCUGCGCCGAGGGAUCGGGCAAGAUCCUGUUUUGCACCAACAAUGGUCCUGUGAGCACAGUGCAGUCGGAGCAUGGCGUGGAGUGCCUGGCCUUUGCUCCCGCCAACUCGGAUCUCAAGCUCUUUGCCUGCGGAUCGCUGGAUGGAGAAAUAUCCAUUUGGGACUAUGCCAAGACAUCGCUGCGAACAGUGUGCGAGACUCCAGAUAAGAACGAUGGUGUCCUUCGCAUAAAAUGGCUGAACGACCACACCAUAUUGGCAGCCACAUCGCAGGGCAACCUGAAUGCCUUUGAUGCUCGCACGGGAUCCCUCAAGUUCAAGCUGACGGGUCACCAUUACCACAUCUACGAGUUCGUUUACAGACCACAGGAUAACCUACUGCUUACGGUCUCCGAGGACCAAAUGGCCAAGAUAUUCAGGGUGCCACCGCUGGGCGAUUAGUUAGGACUUUUAAAUGUUGGACAUACAUACAUACUGUAUAUGUAAAUAUAGGAAAUACAUACAAAAA
Drosophila kikkawai is the source of this 1435-nucleotide messenger RNA. RefSeq names its product angio-associated migratory cell protein. Gene Ontology annotation, molecular function: protein binding. The record is from RefSeq and is a predicted model, not a curated record. NCBI's taxonomy places the organism in Eukaryota, Metazoa, Arthropoda, Insecta, Diptera, Drosophilidae.